UCUAAUCAACUUCAAUCAAACGGGUGGCAAGACCUUGGGUUUUGCUCCCAAGUUUCAAGCAUUACCCAACUCCAACCCAUUCUAAACUAAACCAAUAUGGGUAUUCGUUUUCCAUCAAUGAUACUUUCUCAAGCCAAGAAAAUUCUGAAGUUACAACCAUCACAAACUGGGAACCAGUCCGAUGUACCGAAAGGUCAUUUAGCAGUUUAUGUGGGAGAGAUUCAAAAGAAGAGAUUCAUUGUUCCAAUUUCAUAUUUGAAUCAUCCAUCAUUCCAAGCCUUAUUGCUCAGGACAGAAGAAGAAUUUGGAUUCAAUCAUCCUAUGGGAGGUUUGACAAUCCCUUGCAAAGAAGAAACAUUUAUUGAUCUUACUUCGCGGCUAAAUUACUCAUGAACAAGAUAAAGAAGGCUUGGAUUUUAUUUUAUUUUAUUUCCUACACUCUUUUUGUUCUAGUAAACUUAUAAAAG
Messenger RNA from Impatiens glandulifera, 467 nucleotides. RefSeq names its product auxin-responsive protein SAUR24-like. Bases 97 to 393 code for a protein of 98 amino acids. The transcript has a single exon. Gene Ontology annotation, biological process: response to auxin. NCBI's taxonomy places the organism in Eukaryota, Viridiplantae, Streptophyta, Magnoliopsida, Ericales, Balsaminaceae. The record is from RefSeq and is a predicted model, not a curated record.